Molecule: messenger RNA, 1650 nt
Organism: Miscanthus lutarioriparius
Lineage: Eukaryota; Viridiplantae; Streptophyta; Magnoliopsida; Poales; Poaceae
Source: the annotation of a GenBank genome assembly
AUGGGGACGGAGGCGGAGCAUCAGGACAGCAGCCUCCAACACGACGGCCUCGUGGUGGUGCCAGCGCCGCGCCCGCGCAAGGGGCUCGCCUCCUGGGCGCUCGACCUGCUCGAGUCCCUCGUCGUGCGCCUCGGCCACGACAAGACCAAGCCGCUCCACUGGCUCUCCGGCAACUUCGCCCCCGUCGUCGAGGAGACCCCGCCGGCCCCAAACCUCACCGUCCGCGGACACCUCCCGGAGUGCUUGAAUGGAGAGUUUGUCAGGGUUGGGCCUAAUCCAAAGUUUGUCCCUGUUGCCGGGUAUCACUGGUUUGAUGGAGAUGGGAUGAUUCAUGCCAUGCGUAUUAAAGGUGGAAAAGCUACCUAUGUAUCAAGAUAUGUAAAGACUGCUCGCCUCAAACAAGAAGAGUAUUUUGGUGGAGCGAAGUUUAUGAAGAUUGGAGACCUGAAGGGAUUUUUUGGAUUGUUUAUGGUCCAAAUGCAGCAACUUCGGAAAAAAUUCAAAGUCUUGGAUUUUACCUAUGGAUUUGGGACAGCUAAUACUGCACUUAUAUAUCAUCAUGGUAAACUCAUGGCCUUGUCAGAAGCAGAUAAGCCAUAUGUUGUUAAGGUCCUUGAAGAUGGAGACUUGCAGACUCUUGGCUUGUUGGAUUAUGACAAAAGGUUGAAACAUUCUUUCACUGCCCAUCCAAAGGUUGAUCCUUUUACAGAUGAAAUGUUCACAUUCGGAUAUUCACAUGAACCUCCAUACUGUACAUACCGUGUGAUUACCAAAGACGGAGCUAUGCUUGAUCCUGUGCCAAUAACAAUACCAGAAUCUGUAAUGAUGCAUGACUUUGCCAUCACGGAGAAUUACUCUAUUUUUAUGGACCUCCCUUUGUUGUUCCGACCAAAGGAAAUGGUGAAGAACGGUGAGUUUAUCUUCAAGUUUGAUCCUACAAAGAAAGCUCGUUUUGGUAUUCUCCCACGCUAUGCAAAGGAUGACAAACUCAUUAGAUGGUUUGAACUCCCUAAUUGCUUCAUAUUCCAUAAUGCUAAUGCUUGGGAAGAGGGUGAUGAAGUUGUUCUCAUUACCUGCCGUCUUGAGAACCCAGAUUUGGACAAAGUGAAUGGACAUCAAAAUGACAAGCUCGAAAACUUCGGGAAUGAGCUGUACGAGAUGAGAUUCAACAUGAAAUCGGGCGCUGCUUCACAAAAGCAACUGUCUGUUUCUGCUGUGGAUUUUCCUCGUGUUAAUGAGAGCUAUACUGGCAGAAAGCAGCGGUAUGUCUACUGCACGAUACUUGACAGCAUUGCGAAGGUGACUGGCAUCAUAAAAUUUGAUCUGCAUGCUGAACCGGAGAGUGGUAAGAAAAAACUUGAAGUGGGAGGAAAUAUACAAGGCAUAUAUGACCUGGGACCUGGUAGAUUCGGUUCAGAGGCGAUUUUUGUUCCCAAGCAGCCAGGUGUAUCUGGAGAAGAAGACGAUGGCUAUCUGAUAUUCUUUGUACACGACGAAAAUACAGGGAAAUCUGAAGUAAACGUUAUAGAUGCGAAGACAAUGUCUGCUGAUCCAGUUGCAGUGGUUGAGCUUCCUAAUAGGGUUCCUUAUGGAUUCCAUGCCUUCUUUGUAACUGAGGACCAACUGGCUCAACAAGCUGAGGGGCAGUGA